CUAUAUGAUCAUUAUUUUCUGUAUCUCUGACAUGAAGAACAUAGGCUUACACUGAUAGUGGUAAAUACGGAUAAAGUAUGUAGUAAAUUCCUUUGAAAUAAUCACAGCAGGUUAAUAACAUGGCAGACUGAAUUUAUUCCAACACUGCCACGAUCUUGAUGAUAAUAUUACCACAAAUACAAUGAUUGUUUCUAUUGGAUAUUGUCAUUGUAAAUAUUAAACAUUCACAAUGAUUUCCUAAUCGCAUACAUAACAACGUUACCCAAAUUAGACCCAUGACUCAUUAUAUCAGAAUACCCAUAAUAGUUAUUGUUAGACCACACUCUUCAGGCUAAUUUCUGAUAACCGACAGAUGUUUACCAUAUUCAGUGACAUUUAUCUACCCGAGUUUGGGUUAAUAGAAAGAAGACAUAUAGUUUUAUAAUUUGUAACUGACCAUGUUCUAUUUAUUUCCAAAGGUAACCAGGAACCAUUCGACUUCCUCAAGUGCUUCAUGGACAUUGAAUGAAGGUGCAGAGAGAAGAACGAUUUGCCUGUCUAGAGUACUGUCUUUAACCUGAAUCAUAGAAUUUUUGUGAUGCAGAAUACAAAAGUUUGGCUUCGGGUCCUGUGUGUGGUGUUCGGUGUGUGUGCGUUGCUCCAACUUCGCCGUGGAAACCUCCUGCGCUGUUCCCAACGAGGAGAAGGACGCAGAAGUUCGAGCUUUGGCGGGCUAGAGAGGGAGGACUUCAUGCCAGAUGACGUCGAAGAGCGCUUCCAGACGCGCCGGGAAAGGAUGCUCAAGACCUGCCAGGAGGGAGAGAACAAAGAAGACAUAGACACCGCAAUCAAAACACGUUGGCUCAGAAAAUUGGCGUACUCAUGCAAGAAUAAUCAACAAGGUAAAAGGACAGCCCAUGGAUGAGGACAAACGCAUUCUCUUGAUCGAAAAACCUUUGGAUGAGGUUGUCAACCACACCAAAUCUCUUUCCAAAUGGAUGUCUGUCAGGCAUCCUUUGACCCGCCUGGUGUCGUGCUGUCAAGACAAGUUUCGGAAUGGAUCGAACUCUUCAAAGUGGGAAAAUGAUGACCUGCAGACGUUCUUGUUCCCAGCACUUCUAAGCAACGGUUUAGUUUACAAGUCUCAAGAAUCCAGCACCUGGAGAGAGUUUCUCGCAAAGACUAAUACGUCGGUUCAGCUCCUCGAUCCCAAGGACGACCGACUGCGAUGGAGUGUGACCUUCACGGAGUUUCUGAGACACGUUGUCAACACGUUCGAAUCAGGAGGGGAAGUUAAUAAGCACUGGAUAACUUACGGUCUCAUCUGCUCGCCUUGCCUCUUUGAAUACGACUACAUAGCCAAGAUCGAGACGCACUCCCAAGACUUGGAAUAUAUGUUUAAGAAAUUUAGCAUCCCUUCGAACCCACAACAGUCUGUGAAAACCAGAGGAAGCGUCUUGGGGAAGGUUACAAAGGAUUUUAGGUACUACAAAACUCUUCCGCUGGAGCUGAAGGAGAAACUAUAUAAUAUCUAUCAAGUAGAUAUGAAGAUGUUUGGCUAUGACCUGCCUGAAGAUUUCUGGAAUACGCCUUGAUAUGUCGUUAUUUCGGUCAAAGAUUAGAUUGGCACUCACUGUAUACACUUUGUAAAGGGAAAAUUCAAAGAAAGAGAGGCGAUAUAACUACCUUAAUUUAUGUAAAGUCUGCUCUGAACUUUCUUUUGUUCAUUUUUUCAAGGGAACUGCAGUGGCCUUCGUGUUUUGGUCUGAAUAUCAAACAUACUCCGCAGAUAGUUAGGGAAAAAUGAAUGGAAGAUAAUAGAUAUUGAUUAUUGAUAGGGGUAAUUCGAGGCGGUCUACAGGGGGCAACUCUCUUCCCCUGAAAUAAAGCAUACCCCUUAA
This is a messenger RNA of Penaeus vannamei (Pacific white shrimp), 1880 nucleotides long. Its product is annotated as carbohydrate sulfotransferase 12. The record is from RefSeq and is a predicted model, not a curated record. Gene Ontology annotation, cellular component: membrane. Gene Ontology annotation, biological process: carbohydrate biosynthetic process. NCBI's taxonomy places the organism in Eukaryota, Metazoa, Arthropoda, Malacostraca, Decapoda, Penaeidae. Gene Ontology annotation, molecular function: sulfotransferase activity.